Molecule: messenger RNA, 972 nt
Organism: Symbiodinium natans
Lineage: Eukaryota; Dinophyceae; Suessiales; Symbiodiniaceae
Source: the annotation of a GenBank genome assembly
AUGGCGGACGCGAUGGCGCCGGCUGCGCCGCUGGUCGCCACACUGGCGGCGUCGCCGGAGGAGACGCAGGAAGCCCGGCUUUAUCACCGGGAUUGCGCCAUUUGCUUUCAACCCAUGCACGAGUCCUGCGAGCUGCAGAAGCUCUCCUGCGGACACAGGUUCCACCACGCUUGCGUCUCGGAGUGGCUGCUUCGUAAGUCCUCCUGCCCGCUAUGCAAGCAAGAAAGCCCUGGCGCGGAGCCUGGGAAGGAGCCUUUCCGCAUCGACAUGGGACACCAGGAGAUGGCCCAGUUUGUGAAUGAGCUAGAAGACAUCUUCCAGGCCAUUCAUGCUGGCGUCCGGGAAGACUACGCUGUGGCCUUGCCGGCCAUCACGUACAACCUCUGCGUGAGCUUGGGCUACGAGGAUGAGGACGAGCUGGAAGAGGCCCUGGGCGGUCCUCUGGCAGAGUUUCUGGAGGCGUUGCCCCAUUUCGAGGUGCAGAGACCUGCCGAGGAUGCCGAGGAGAAGGACUCAGAGAUCCGCGUCCUCAUGCGACCGGUCCCCAAAGAGGAGGAUCUCCGGCCGGGCAUGGGCCAGUCCCUCACCUUCACAGCCUCGGAGCGCGACGACUUGUGGCGGGUUGUGCUGCUGGGACCGCGAGCACAGGUGGAGAUCCCGGAGAUCGAGUUUCUUUUUCAGCCGAGGAGCCGGCGAUGUGUUGACACGGUUUACAACGUGAUCGCAUCGGCCGUCUUCAACCUGGGUGAUCAUGUACAGAAGAACCGCCGCAUGGGUGGCGCUGUGAGCGAGGAGGAGCUGGCCCGGAUCUGCGAGAAGAUCGACCAGCUCAACACCCUGCUGGACAUGGAGCAGCCUUUCACCUUCCGGGUGCAGGACAAGCAAGGCCUCUCGGAGUUCAAGCCCUCCAAUGGUGUCGUGGUCUUGCCCGUGGCUGAUGACGCCCCACCGCUGGGUGAAGACUACGACUAG